AUGACAACUGAUUCAAUCUGUAUGUCAACAUCUGUAAAAUCUUAUCCAUUUUCAAUGGCAGAUAAAUCAGCAUUAAAUAAAGAAGAAAUACUUAUUAAAAAUGAUAACCUAACAGGGCAAGAAAAAUGGCAUAAUGUUCGUCUUUGGUUUUAUAAUCCAAGAUAUCGUCAAGUCUGUGGAAGAGAUGGUUUAGAAUGGACAACAAUUGCUUUUUCCUAUUUUCUGUUAUUCAUGUCUAUGGCUAGUAUAUUUGCAUUAUUUUCCGGUAUUUUUAUGGCUAUUGUUGAUAAAAGUAUACCAUCAUAUAGAGGAAAUUCAAGUGUUUUCGCUUGGGAUACAUCACGACCAAAUCCUGGUCUUGGUUUUCGUCCUCAAAUAAGUAUUGAAAAAACUUUAAUAAAAUAUCGUUCAUCACAUCGUAAUUCAUGGGGAGAUCAUAAAGGUUGGGGUGUUUAUAAAGAACAAUUAGAUCAAUAUUUAGCUUAUUAUACUGAAGUUGAUAUUCGAUAUCAACAAGCGAUUGAUUGUAAUGGACUUUCAAUUGAAAAACUUCGUCAACAAUUUUAUCAAGGAAAAUCAUGUCUUUUUGAUAUAAAUGUGUUUAACAAGAAUCAAUCACCAUGUACUACACAGAGAAAUUUUGAAUAUGAUCGCGGUCGUCCAUGUAUUCUCUUAAAACUUAAUAAAAUUUAUGAUUGGGAACCAAUUACAUAUCAAAAUGCUGCUCAAGUGCCAGAACAAAUUAAAGCUUUAUGGACAAAUGAAUUUUCUAAUUAUAUAUUAGUUCAAUGUAAUGGAGAAAAUGAUGUUGAUCGAGAUUUUAUCUAUGAAAUCGAAUAUUUUUCUCAAAUGAAAACAACAACAAUAGGUGGAUUUCAUCGAAAUUUCUUUUCAUAUGUUAAUCAAGAUGGUUAUCGAAGUCCAUUAGUUUUUGUUUAUUUUAAAAGAAUUGAAACAAAUGUUUUAAUUAAUAUUGAAUGUCGCGCUUAUGCACAAAACAUUGAUCAUAAUGAUAGUCUAGAAUAUAAAACUGGAAGUGUUCAUUUUGAAUUGAUUGUUGAAUGA
Rotaria sordida is the source of this 1065-nucleotide messenger RNA. The record is from the annotation of a GenBank genome assembly. NCBI's taxonomy places the organism in Eukaryota, Metazoa, Rotifera, Eurotatoria, Philodinida, Philodinidae.